GCUAUUGCUGCUCUGAAUACAUGUUCCUGUUGCCAGCAGCUUCCCAAUAGCUCGCCUGGCGCCAUUACCCUGCCUGAUAGUGCCACCGUCGCUCAGGGUCGCAUACUGUCUUCUAUACCACCGUCUGUGAAGAUCAACCAUGCUGUCAGUCUCGCUCACAGUUGCACUAGUCUAAGUCUCAAACCUAACGCCCGAGCAUAUGCUCAGUCACUUGGACUUGAACUUCGAUGUCGCCAACAUCACGUUCCUCAACCCGUAACUGUCGGCACAACAAUUGCUUCCGCCCCUUCAGAUACCACUUUCCUCCGUCCUGAGUUUCUGCCCUCGGGAGGAGAAUCAAGGCCUGGCCUCCGGCCUGUCAGACUGGCUUCUUUGCGCCACCCUUUGAUAGCCCGCUUGAGAAAAUACAGCGAAGAGGCGUUUGGCCGCGUUCGCGAAUUUACUAGUCCUGAGGAAUUGACCGCAUUGAUGGAGAACACUGACGAAUUGCGCCUUCAACCCUUGCUUAUUCGCCUCCGCCUUCUUGGACCUGACCAUCCUGAUACCAUCUACUUCAUCAGGUGGGCAAGUCAUGUGUUGCUAGCUGGCUUUGUAAGUUAUUAA
Protopolystoma xenopodis is the source of this 603-nucleotide messenger RNA. NCBI's taxonomy places the organism in Eukaryota, Metazoa, Platyhelminthes, Monogenea, Polystomatidea, Polystomatidae. The record is from the annotation of a GenBank genome assembly.